Messenger RNA from Postia placenta MAD-698-R-SB12, 3062 nucleotides. RefSeq lists its product as hypothetical. Gene Ontology annotation, cellular component: plasma membrane. The transcript has 11 exons. Lineage: Eukaryota; Fungi; Basidiomycota; Agaricomycetes; Polyporales; Adustoporiaceae. Gene Ontology annotation, molecular function: calcium-activated cation channel activity. The coding region runs from base 1 to 2664 and encodes 887 amino acids. The record is from RefSeq and is a predicted model, not a curated record.
AUGUUGGACUCCCACCUGAGCAACACGCUCGUGAGCAGGUCGUCCAGCGGCAUAUCAGACGCGUCAAGCGCUUCCACUGCGACCUUCGUGACUGCUCUCGUCUUCAAUGCGAUAGUCUUUGGCGGCGAGCUCGCUGCCUUUACACUCCUUAGACCUUACUUCCCUGCCAUAUACCAACCGCGCACAUACGUACCUCCGGAGGAAAAACGUGCAAAGAAUCUCACAUCAAACAUCCUACUAUGGCCGUACGUGGUUGUAAUGGCGAAUUACGGCGACAUCAAGGCUGUCAAUGGACUCGACGCCUACUUCUUUGUGCGCUUCUUGCGCAUGAUGGUCCGCGUCCUGAUUCCUAUCUGGCUUAUUUCGUGGAUCAUUCUCCUUCCUGUUGACUCAGUCGGCACCAGCUCAGGCACGAGUGACAGUCUGACCCAGUUCGAAUUUGGAAACAUCGGUAGGCACCAGCAAUCUCGUUUGUGGGCCCAUUUAGUGUUGGCCUGGGUCUUCACCGUCUGGAUUUGGUGGAACAUCAAUCACGAAAUGAGCCACUUCGUGACGACUCGCCAGCGAUGGUUAAUCGACCCUGCGCAAGCGUCCUCAGCGCAGGCGAAUACAAUACUUGUUACUGGAGUUCCGCAGCGGUAUCUUACCGAGUCCGCGCUCAAGGAACUCUUCUCGCAUCUUCCUGGCGGCGUUUCCAAGGUUUGGCUCAACCGGGACCUCAAGGAAAUGCCCGACUUGCAUGAGCGCAGGGUGACGGCAUGCAAAGUCUUGGAAUCUGCUGAGACGUCGCUCAUGAACACUGCCGUCAAGAUCCGGAACAAGCAGCAGAAGAAGGCGGCAAAGGCAGCGAAGAAAGCUGGUGACAAGAGUGGUGAUACCGAUCGGAAUGCGAACCUUGCUGAGAAGCUUGUCCCGCGCAAGAAGCGCCCCACAUAUCGUCUACCCAUUUUGUCCUUCCUCCCCUCGCUCCCCCUGAUUGGCAAGAAGGUGGAUGCCAUCGAAUGGGCCCGCGAGGAGAUUGUCAUCACGAACACCGCCUUGCGCGAGAGCCGACGUGCCCUCGCGAGGGAGCCGGACCCGAACAGCUCGCAACUGUAUCCGCCGCUCAACUCGGCCUUCGUGCUAUUCGAUCGGCAGAUUGCAGCACACAUGGCGGCGCAGACACUCACCCAUCACGCGCCAUACCGUAUGGCCGAGAAGCACAUUGGUCUCGCGCCAGACGAUGUCAUCUGGAGCAACCUCAACAUGAACCCCUAUGAGGCGAAAGUCCGGACGGCGAUCGCUUGGGGCUUCACGCUUGGCCUGAUCAUUCUCUGGGCGUUCCCUGUUGCUUUUAUCGGUGCGGUCAGCAACAUUCACUCGCUUUGCGCUACGUAUGGCUGGCUGGCAUGGGUUUGCAAACUGCCGCCGGUCAUCGUCGGUAUCAUUUCCGGUAUCUUGCCCCCUACACUGUUGGCGGUCCUCAUGAUGCUCUUGCCCAUUGUCUUGCGGCUGGUUGCGCGUUUCGAGGGCAAGACAACGCGGUCGGCUGUUGAGCUGAGUCUGAUGACGCGCUACUUCCUGUUCCAAGUGAUCCACUCGUUCUUGAUCGUUACACUGUCUUCUGGUAUCAUCGCAGCGCUGCCGCAACUGGUGGAGGAUACAAGCUCAAUCCCUGCGUUGCUCGCGAAUAACCUGCCGAAGGCGUCCACAUUCUUCCUCACGUACAUCAUCCUACAGGGACUGUCUGGGACGGCAUCAGGCUUCCUUGUGAUAGUCCCUCUGGCCAUCUACUAUGUCAAGUUGUUCCUGAUGGGAAGUACCCCUCGCUCGAUUUACAACAUCAAGUACCAGUUGCGAUCAGUACAAUGGGGUACGACGUUCCCGACUACCACGCUACUCGUCGUCAUCACUUUGGCGUACAGCGUCAUCUCGCCGAUUAUCAACGGCCUGGCCGUUGCGACGUUCUUCUUGUUCUAUCAAUUGUGGAAGUAUAUGUUCCUCUGGCAGCUCGGACAGCCCCGUGCGACGGAGACCGGUGGUCGGUUCUUCCCUAAGGCCAUUCAGCACAUCUUCGUUGGGCUGUACUUGCAGCAGAUCUGUCUUGCCGCGCUCUUCUUCCUCGCGCAGGAUGCAAGCAACAUGGCGAGCGCGAUUCCCGAGGGCGCGUUGAUGAUAGUGUUGAUCGCAUUCACAGCCUUCUUCCACAUUAUCAUCAACAACUCCUACGGGCCGCUUAUUGACUACGUACCGCUCACGCUUGCGGGCCAAGACAUCAAGCACAGUGACGAGAACCGCGAGGCGACUGAACAGGCACUCAAGGACAACGCGUCCGUCCACAGUGUGGACGUCUCCCAGCAGGAGAAGUCACACCAGCAGGAUGCGUCGGAGGGCUCGAAGAGCGGUCAGACGCGCGCGGAGGACCUCGAGGACGCCGAGCGUGGCGCUCCUGAAUCACUAGAGGACAGCAUUCGUGGCGUGGACGAGGAAGCAGGGCCGAAGGACUUCUACCACCCGGCGAGCGUGGCGCCGCAGCCGACGAUCUGGAUGCCGCAGGACCCGCUGGGCCUUGCGGAGGCGGAGGAAUCGGUGAACAAGGAAAAGGGCAUCAAGGUGUCCGUAAGGGACGCCCUUAUGGAUGAUCAGGGACACGUCGAUAUCUCGGGGGCACCCCCUGAAGAUUAGGUGCUCCGUUCUGGACCUCUCAAGUGCAGGCGGGACAACCCUCGCCUUGUCUCGCGUCGCCUCUGCUAUCCUUGUUAUUUUUGAGUCUAUCAUAUGUCAUAGAGGACUGGAGACCCCGAUGCAAGCUAGCAGGGCCCUCUCCAGCGAUGGACGUCCGCAUUUUUGUAUCGACGACUCGUCUGCGUACUCCUAGUUUCCGCCCCUUUUCAGUCGCUAUCACAUAGCAAUUACAGUCCCUAUGGUACCCUAUGAUCUGCCUACACGCCUUCUUUCUUUGUUUAUUGCGUGUUCCUAGUGUACUUGUACGUUUGCUUGCCGCGCGUCGAUAUCCAACAUGUAGUUCAUAGCACUUAGUUUGCUCAUAUACCCUUUUCAUGUCAUUAAUUUCAUACACCUGC